Salvia hispanica is the source of this 4387-nucleotide messenger RNA. The record is from RefSeq and is a predicted model, not a curated record. NCBI's taxonomy places the organism in Eukaryota, Viridiplantae, Streptophyta, Magnoliopsida, Lamiales, Lamiaceae.
UAAUAUUUGUGAUUGUCGUAUAGAAUACUGUUUAUGUUAGUGUUAGUGAGUGUUGAUUGUUUUAUGGAAUUAUGGAUAUUAACUAAUAUUGUACUUCGACCAUUAUUGCUUAGGUUGACCAUAGAGGAUGGAACACUUCUUUAAAAAAAAGCGUCGGGAUGAAUUAUCUUCUCCAACUGAACCCAUUGUUGAAGCAAUGGAAAAUCAGCCCCGAAGAGAAGUCGAGUUGAACUUGAAUGAUAUUGUUAGUGGUCCGGGAAAACGCAAGCCAAUUGAAGAGUUCGAUGUUUCAAUUCGUGAUAGAGUACGAAGAGAGUACUUGAAUAAGGGCCCUUGUCAACCAAUUGGACAUAAGUAUGAAAAAAAUAAAUAUGGUAUUCAAGAUAUUUGGUUUAAAAGGUAUACAUGGCUAGAGUAUAGUGUAUCAAAGGAUGCAACUUUUUGCUUUUGGUGCUAUCUUUUCAAGAAAUCAGAUAAAGGAGGUCGACAAUCAGAGCUUUUACAAAGAUAGUUUGAAGCAACUAGAAAAAUGGAUUAGAAAGAUUCAAUUAUCAUGUUGGAGGCGUGAAUAGAUGUCAUAAUUGUUGAGUUUUGAUCGAAGAUUGACAAGAACGAAACAAGAAACUAGAAACAAGACACGCAAUUUACGUGGUUCGGCAAUGUGCCUACGUCCACGGAAGGGAUGAGAUGUUUAUUACUUUCACUCUUUUGGUGUUUUACACAGACAUGGAAACAAGAAGAUGAAAUCUGUCUCGAGCUACUGCACUCUACAAUGGUGAACUCACAUCUCUCUCUUUUCUUCCUUCUCUACUCUCACUCUCUGUUUUUCGUAGUUAGUUACAAUGAGGCAACUGCCCUUAUAUAUCAGACUUGUAUAUUGACUUAGUUAGUUACAAACUAAUUCUUCCUUUCUCAAGUCUUGAUCUCAUGCAACUCACUAUCAUGCACCCUUGACCAAUGAACCAAUGAACGAGCCAAAUGCUCACUCCACGCUCAUGCAUGUCGCAGCCGCAUCCUACAAUCUCCACCUCGGCAGUGACAUCAACAAACAUCGGCUCUCAACCCUUCACACCUGCUCCACCUUAAACUGACAAUACACCCACCAAUAUAAACUGUUAGCCAACGAUUUGGUCAUGUAGAGCUCCUCCAAUUUCAGCAGACUCCUCCCUUGCAACUUCUCUAAGAACCUUAUCAUCCGAAUUCAAGAUGAUUGCGCUGCGAGCCUUCUUCAAUAAUUCUUUCUGCUUAUUGCUCGCCUCCUCUCCCUUUGUUGCAGUCGAUUCCAGAGCCUCAUCGAGCCCUUGAUGAAUGAGCAGCGCCUUCAUUUUGAUCCGCCAUAAACCAAAAUCAUUCCUCCCGUUGAAUUUCUCCGUUUCAAACCGUGCCAUCGCCAUCGAUCUAUCUGCUUCGAUUCCCGCGAGACGGCGCCACUGUUGAGUUUUGAUCGAAGAUUGACAAGAACGAAACUAGAAACAACACACGCAAUUUAAGUGGUCUGGCAAUGUGCCUACGUCCACGGAAAGGAUGAGAUGUUUAUUACUUUCACUCUUUUGGUGGUUUACACAGAGAUGGAAACAAGAAGAUGAAAUCUAUCUCGAGCUACUGCACUCUACAAUGGUAAACUCACAUCUCUCUCUUUUCUUCCUUCUCUACUCUCACUCUCUAUUUUUCGUAGUUAGAUACAAUGAGGCAACUGCCCUUAUAUAUCACACUUGUAGAUUGCCUAAGUUAGUUACAAACUAACUCUUCCUUUCUCAAGUCUUGAUCCCAUGCACCCUCGACCAAUGAACCAAUGAACGAGCCAAAUGCUCACUCCACGCUCAUGCAUGUCGCGGCCGCAUCCUACAAUAAUAAUGCUAGAAUUCAGUUCGAAGCUUUUCAAGAUCAAAGGAACAGUGUGGCAAGUAUAUUACGGUCAAAUACCCAUGAGAUGGAAGUUGCAUAUCGCAUUCGGGUGACAGUCUCAUUGAAUCUGACUUGGUUUCUCUUAAAGCAAGGAUUAUCUUUUCAUGGACAUGAUGAGUCAAGCAGUUCUUCAAAUAGAGGUAAUUUUAUUGAGUUGCUCUAUGGUUUAGUGAACCUAAGGAUGUUGUAUCCAAAACUUUGUUUGCAAAUGCUCCUGCUAACAAUCAAAUGAAUUCACCACAAAUUCAAAAGGAAUUAGCAAAUGCUUGUGCUUCUGUGGUCACACUUGUCAUAGUUAAUGAUAUUGGAGAUAAAGUUUUCACUCUUUUGGUUGAUGAGGCUCGAGACGUUUCAAUGAAGGAACAGACACUUCCUCUCAUACUUUGAAAUGUGCUAUUGAUGAUUUAUUGGUGAAGCAUAAUUUAUCUCUGUCUAAAGUGAGAGGGCAAGGAUACGAUGGAGCUUCUAAUAUGAGGGGUGAGUUUAAUGGAUUGAAAUCCUUAAUAUUGCAAGAAAAUCCAUAUGCCAUGUAUAUUAAUUGUUUCUCUCAUCAACUCCAAUUAAUUGUUGUUGCGGUUGCCAAGGGUAUUAGAGUUGUGAAGGAUGUUUUUAGCUAAGUCUCCAUGAUUGAAAAUAUGGUCGGGGCAUCUUGUAAGAGAAAAGACCAACUUAGGCAGUUGCAACAUGAAAGAUUAGUUGAACAACUUAAUGAUGGAGAAGUCAUAAUUGGAAGAAGUAAAAAUCAAGAAACUAGUUUGGUAAGGCCUGGAGACACUCGUUCACAUUACUUUACAUUGCUUCAUCUGUGCUCUAUGUGGUCUUCGGUUGAGAAAGUAUUGGAAGUUGUACGUGACGAUGCUACUCAUCGUGAUAACAAAAGUACCACUGAAGCAUUGAUUGAAAGGAUGGAUAAUUAUGAGUUUGUUUUCACUUUGCAUUUGAUGAAACAUUUAUUGGGAACAACCAAUGAAUUGUCCAUUGCCUUGCAAAAAAAAAUCAAAAUAUUAUCCAAGCCAUAUCUUUGAUCCAAAGUGUGAAACAUCAAUUGCAAAGUUUUAGAGAGGAUGGAUGGGAAGACAUACAUGAUCAAGCAACAAAGCUUUUUGAAUUGCAAAAUAUUUCACAAGUUGAUAUGGAUGAAAUCAUACCACACCGUGGUUAUAAGAAGUAUGGAGCAGAGUUGAUCACGAAUAUGCAUCAUUAUCGUGUAGAGAUUUUUAAUCAGGUUGUUGAUUUAACUAUACAAGAGAUGGAUAAUCGAUUUUCUAAAGCUAGCACUGAGUUGCUAGGAUGCAUAUCAUGUCUUGAUCCAAGAAAUUAUUUCUCUCGAUUCAAUGAUGAUCAAGUAAUCCGUCUUGCUACUUUAUAUCACGAGUACUUCUCUGCAAAUGAGUGUUCACGUCUUCCACUUCAACUUAGUAAUUUUAUUGCUAAUGUACGAUGUGAUCCUCAGUUUGCUGCCUUAUGCAACUUAGGAGACGUUGCUACGAAAAUGGUCAAAAGUGGUAAGCAUUUGGUUUUUCUGUUGGUUUAUCGGAUUAUUGAGUUGGCAUUGGUUUUACCUGUUGCUACUGCUUCUGUUGAGAGAGCAUUUUCUGCAAUGAAGACUAUCAAGACUGACUUGCGAAAUCGGAUGGGAGAUGAGUGGAUGAAUGAUAGUUUAAUUGUGUACAUUGAGAAGGGCUUGUUUUCAACGAUUGAUAACGAAAAAAUCUUGCAACGUUUUCAAUCGAUGAGAACACGUAGAAUUCAGUUGCCACCGCUUUAGAUGUAAAACCACAGCUAUGACAUGUUCUUUUUAUUAGAUAUAUUUUGGACUACUUCGUAUUAAAUAUAUAUGCAUUUUACAGUUUUUGCGGUUUUUAUAUUGUAUGAUUCUUUUUAUAUAUAUUAUGUUUAACCGUGAAAAAAUAUAUAGUGAAGUCCAGCCCUUACUGUCAAUUUUUUCUGCGUCCGCCCCUGCUCACAGGCCACGCCUGGAGUUGCGCUAGCUUAGCCCGCGGGCUGCCCGAAGACCAGGAAACCAAUCUUCUUUUCGUGGUGGACGGGAGGCGGAGGCUACAGACGCCGCUCCCAGAGGGGUAUCUAGGCAACUGAAUCUUCCACCACACCGCGUCCGCUCUGUGCGGCCAACUGGGAUCGAAUCCGUUGUGGUUCGCGGUGGGGAAAGUGAAGGAAGCGAUUGACCGGGUCAACAACGACGAGUACUUGAGGUCGGCUCUAGAUUACUGGAAGUGCAUCUACGUAUUGGCAAGGAGGUUUUGUAUAGCAAAAAGAAUGUGAAUUGCCCUAAUUUCAGCGUAAUCGACUGGAUUCAGCUGCCGUUUUACGACAUGGAUUUCGGAUGGGGAAAGCCUUUGUAUACCAGCCCCGGGGCGGCCGUGGUUGAAGGGAAGAGCUAUCUUUUUCAGGAUCUUCGAAACAAAGGGUCUGUUUUGCUUGCGAUCGCGCUGUAUAAAGAGCAUAUGAGGCGUUUUGAGAA